Exophiala dermatitidis NIH/UT8656 is the source of this 951-nucleotide messenger RNA. RefSeq names its product alpha 1,3-glucosidase. The transcript has a single exon. The record is from RefSeq and is a predicted model, not a curated record. Bases 1 to 951 code for a protein of 316 amino acids. Lineage: Eukaryota; Fungi; Ascomycota; Eurotiomycetes; Chaetothyriales; Herpotrichiellaceae.
AUGUCCUCGCGAGAAAUUCGCGUAGGCUACGUGCCAGAGCACUACCUCCUCCCGCUUCACUUCUGCACCAAGCACAACCUCUUCCCUUCCUCUAUCCGCGUAACACUCGUGCCAUUCCCUUCGGGCACCGGACACAUGAUCACAUCUCUUCGUUCCAAAGAAAUCGACCUCGCGAUUGGCCUGACCGAGGGAUGGGUUGCCGGACUACUGAACCCAGACAUAUACAAUAAAUCAGCAGAAGAAAAAGGAUACUCGAUAGUAGGGUCUUGGGUAUCGACGCCGUUGCGGUGGGCCAUUGUCACAGGCCGGAACAGGGACGACAUUAACUCGGUGGAAGACUUGAAGAAUCAUCGCAGAGUCGGCGUCAGCAGGAUCGGAAGUGGAAGUCAUGUUAUGGCAUUUGUGCUCGCGCAACAGGAAGGUUGGCUGUAUCAGACCAAGGACUCGAAAUCUGAAGGCCUCACAAUCGUGCCACUUGGGCCGUUCAAGGAUCUCCGUGAUGGAGUCACGAGCUCGACCGCAGACUUCUUCAUGUGGGAGCAUUUCACCACCAAGCCUUACUUUCACGGAGAAGAUACUCCUCUGAAAAAGAUUGGCGAGAUCUACACGCCAUGGCCUAGUUGGCAUAUCGCUGCGUCGCGGUCGACCUUCCCCGAUCCUGCGAACGACGAGACCCUGAAGCAGAUCUUUGAUGCGCUAGAUCAAGGGAUCAAAGCCUUCAAUCAAGAUACGGACGCAGGUAUCCGCAUGCUCGGCACGGGAGAGGCCGGUUGCCACUAUUCCGAGGAGGAUGGGAGGGAAUGGUUGAAGGAUGUCAAGUUUGUUGAGGGUACAAGAGGUGUAGAUGCCGGGGUAAUGAGCGGUGUCGUCGAUGUCUUGAAGACCGCUGGGGUCAUUGGGCGCGAAGUUACCAUCAAGGAAGGAGAUGGAGUGGUCGGUAUUGCCCGGUAG